Molecule: messenger RNA, 525 nt
Organism: Solanum pennellii
Lineage: Eukaryota; Viridiplantae; Streptophyta; Magnoliopsida; Solanales; Solanaceae
Product: agamous-like MADS-box protein AGL66
Exons: 7
Coding region: 1-525 (174 amino acids)
Biological process (GO): regulation of transcription by RNA polymerase II
Molecular function (GO): DNA-binding transcription factor activity, RNA polymerase II-specific; RNA polymerase II cis-regulatory region sequence-specific DNA binding; protein dimerization activity
Source: RefSeq, a predicted model, not a curated record
AUGGAUCGCAAUAAGAUUAUGAUGAAGAUAAUUGAGGAUCCAGUAUCUCGUCAACAAUUCUACUCAAAAUGUAAGGAUAGCAUUGUUAAGAAGUCAAAUGAGUUGGGGCUUUUAUGUGACACAAAUAUUGCACUGUUAAUGGUCUCUCCAAAUGGUGAAGUGACCAGCUAUUCUGGAGGAGAAAGUUUUGAGGAUAUUAUGAUCAAUGCAAUGAACCAAUUUGAUGAACUAAAUCAACAAUUUACUCCAAAUCCAAAUGAACAGGAUCAUAAGAAGAAGCUUAAUGAGGUCGAACAAACACUACAUGAAGCACAGGAGAAAAUAAGUUCUUACGAACCACAAGCGGAGAAUAUCAACACAGUCGAAGAAGCUGAUGCAUAUGAGCAGUAUCUUCUGGGUGUUAUAGGACGGAUUCAACUAUCCAAAGCAAAAUUCUUGGAUAAUCAGGAAUUUCUGAAGAGAAAUGAAAAUGUCGCGAUGGCUUCGGUCAACGCAGAGGAUAUAGCUCCUAUAGGUAACGACUAA